Messenger RNA from Etheostoma cragini (Arkansas darter), 2858 nucleotides. It is a transcript of the gene cpdp, whose product is annotated as CPD photolyase. Bases 6 to 1682 code for a protein of 558 amino acids. Gene Ontology annotation, biological process: photoreactive repair. The record is from RefSeq and is a predicted model, not a curated record. Gene Ontology annotation, molecular function: deoxyribodipyrimidine photo-lyase activity. Lineage: Eukaryota; Metazoa; Chordata; Actinopteri; Perciformes; Percidae. The transcript is spliced from 10 exons.
UUCGCAUGUUGCACUGUGUGUGGAGAAGCUCAUCUUUCUCCUCUGCACCAAGGCGACUCUUGAGGCUUGGUGAUCACAGUAGUCCUAGACCCAGUUCAGUAUUCUCCUGCCCGAGCAAGUCAUUCACCAGUCAAACCAUCAUGUCAGACAAAAAACGCAAAGCAACAUCUUCAGCUGCUUCUGCUGGUAAAGAGCCCCGUGCUAAGCAGCAGAAGUUGGCCCCCGUGAAGGAGGAAAAGAAGGAGAGAGCCGAGGGCUGGCUGCAGGACCUUGUGAAGCAGCAGAGGACAGAGAAGAAGGAAAUGAUAUUCAACAAAAAGCGCCUCCGCUUUAUUUCUGACACUAAGCAGGCAAAGCAAGGCUCAGAGGGUGUACUGUACUGGAUGUUGAGAGACCAUAGAGUACAAGAUAAUUGGGCCCUGAUCCAGGCCCAGCGGCUUGCUUUGGAGGAGAACCUUCCUCUGCACAUCUGUGUCUGCCUGUUUGUCCCGAAAUCAGAACUGUCUACUCUGAGACAUUACAGCUUUAUGCUAAAAGGUCUGAAAGAAGUUGCAAAGGAAUGCAAGACCUUAGACAUCCAGUUCCACUUGCUGCAUGGUUUGGCGGGGGACGUUCUCCCUGGCUUUGUGUCUGACCAUGGACUGGGGGCAGUGGUGACAGACUUCUCCCCCCUCAGAGAGCCACUGCAGUGGUUGGAGGAUGUUAAAAAGGCACUUCCAAAGGACAUCCCCCUCAUACAGGUUGAUGCCCACAAUAUUGUUCCGUGCUGGGUAGCAUCGCCUAAACUUGAGUACGCCGCCAGGACGAUCAGAGGAAAAAUCACCAAGCUUUUGCCGGAGUUCCUCACAGAGUUUCCUCUGGUAGAGAAACACCCGUACACAGCUACUGGAGCCGCCAAACAAAUAGACUGGGACAAAAUCCUGGUCUCCCUGCAGGUUGACCGGUCAGUUGGCGAGCCGGAGUGGGCGAAACCAGGCACCAAUGGAGGGAUGGCCAUGUUGGAGUCCUUCAUUGAUGUACGCCUUAAACUGUUUGACACCCAACGCAAUGACCCAAAUGCUGCUGCCCUCAGCCAGUUGUCCCCCUGGAUCCGCUUUGGCCACCUGUCAGCCCAGCGUGUGGCACUGCAGGUUCAGCACCGUGGCAAGUCUUCAGGUGUUUCUGUCUCCUCCUUCAUUGAGGAGCUGGUGGUGCGCAGGGAGCUGACCGACAACUUUUGCUUCUACAACAAGAAAUACGACUGCUUGGAGGGCGCGUAUGAGUGGGCUCAGAAGACCUUGAAAGAUCAUGCCAAAGACAAGAGACCGUAUCUCUACACACGUGAACAGCUGGAGAAAGCAGAGACGCAUGACAAGCUCUGGAACGGUGCUCAGAACCAGAUGGUCACUGAGGGGAAGAUGCAUGGUUUCUUGAGGAUGUACUGGGCCAAAAAGAUUCUGGAGUGGACUUCUUCACCUGAGGAGGCACUCUCAAUCGCUCUGUACCUAAAUGAUCGCUAUGAGCUGGAUGGCCAGGACCCCAAUGGCUUUGUUGGUUGUAUGUGGUCUAUUUGUGGCAUCCAUGAUCAGGGCUGGGGAGAGAGAGCUGUUUUCGGAAAGAUCCGCUACAUGAACUACAAAGGCUGCCUGCGGAAGUUUGACGUAGCCCGGUUUGAGAGAAAGUACUGUCCCAAAAACCUUUGAAGCCUAAAAUGCCUUUCUUGCUGAGGAUGUUUUGUUCUCCACUGGCAGUUUCUUUUACUGAAUAUUCAGACAUUCAAAAGUUAAUAUUAUAUUAUGAACUGUGGUGCCUACUUAGUAAGCAUAAAGGUUUUUAUGCUACUUUUGUAUUUUUUUUUUUUUGAGGGUUGUAUUUGUUUGUGAUAAUUAAAUUGUAUAUUCCACAAAAGAUGCCUUGUUUCUCAUAAAUGUUUCAACAACUGAUUCCACAACACCUGCUGUUCUUUAAGAGGAACUCCGAGGACUUCUUUCUUAAAAGCCCUCUUUUCAUACCAAACCAUUUUCUGUUCUGAUACUUGUAUUACAAUUUCUUUAUCCAUUUACGGUUCCUCCAGCUGUAAUUUAUCUGUAACACCUGAACAACACAUAUGUUGCCUAAACGGACUUGUAUGAUUAUUAUUCUUUACUCAAAAGUAAACAUCCGCCCACAAUCACUCGCAUUAAAGUGUAAUUCAUAAUUAAGUAUAGCCACACUUUAAACUAUUGUUAUUUACUGCCCAGCUACCAUGAUGCAUCAUUGACUUUUACAAUAAUUUAAUCAAAGCUGCACAUGAUGGAGGUGUCAAUAUAUUGAUGACAAUAAAAUCAUUUGAUUAACGAAACUUGUGUUCUUCAAACCAAAAUGGGAAACAAAAAAGACAUGUACAGUAUUACAUGCUUGUAUUUGCAGGGACUGGCAUAAACCACAGUUGUAACUGGUUUUACUAAGCACUGAUGUAAUUACGCACAAAAAAUAAAUAAAUACUUCUACCCAACCUAAUUAACUGCACCCUCACUAGUGGAUAAAAACAACCCCAUUUGGGUAACAACACACAUAACACCAUUUCACAAAUUACAAUAUAAAACCUUUAUGCUAUGGGCCCUUUUGUUGUGUUAGUUCAUUACGAGGGAAAGAUGUAUAUGUCUCGCAAGGUUUUGCUUUUAUUGUUCUAAUUUGUUGAAACCAGUUGGUAUGGUUACAGGGAAUAAGAAUAUCACAGUUUGACUAGUGUGAAUAUAGUGUAAAUUACUGGUUUAAGGUUGGCACUUGGCACUUAAAAUUGGCACUUAAAAUUGUUUUAAGUUCCUAUCAUAUUGACUUUUUGCCUUCACAUGCUGUUCAGGAUGAAGAGUAAAACAGUUCUUAUUAGAUUGAGGGGG